This is a messenger RNA of Erigeron canadensis, 990 nucleotides long. RefSeq lists its product as uncharacterized. Gene Ontology annotation, molecular function: aspartic-type endopeptidase activity. Lineage: Eukaryota; Viridiplantae; Streptophyta; Magnoliopsida; Asterales; Asteraceae. The coding region runs from base 1 to 990 and encodes 329 amino acids. The transcript has 3 exons. The record is from RefSeq and is a predicted model, not a curated record. Gene Ontology annotation, biological process: proteolysis.
AUGAAUGCGAUCGAGGCUUGUGUCAAUCCCAAUGUUGUAGCAGGUACUUUUCUUCUCAAUCACCAAUAUCCUACCGUGUUAUUUGAUUCCGGGGCCGAUUAUAGCCUCAUUUCUAAUGAUUUCCUCCCGUUGAUCGAUGCUAGUCUUAGCCUGUUGGCAUAUUAUUUUGAACUCGAAAUGGUAAAUGGUGGAUUGUCUAGAAAUAGUCAAGUUGUUCGUGAUUGUGUGCUAGAAUUAUGUGACCACCCGUUUUACAUAGAUUUAAUGCCUUUUGAUAUCGGUAGUUUUGAUGUAAUCGUGGGUAUGGAUUGGUUGUCGGCUAUGAAUGCGAUGAUCGAUUAUGGUAGUAGGGUUGUGAGGAUACCAUUGGAAAGCGGGGAAGAAUUGGUGGUCCAAGUUAAAGACUUUGCGGAUGUAUUCCCGGAUGACCUACCGGGUUUGCCUCCAUCUCGUAAACUUGAUUUCCGUAUUGAUCUCAUUCCAAAUGCUUCUCCAGUGGCCAAGGCGCCUUAUCGCUUAGCCAUGACCGAAAUGCAAGAAACAAAAGAAGAGCAUGCCGAGCAUUUGAAGCUAGUGUUGGAAUUACUUCAGAAAGAAAAAUUGUAUGCCAAGUUCUCCAAGUGUGAAUUUUGGCUAGAAGAGGUCCAUUUCCUGGGUCACGUGGUGAACAAAGAGGGUAUUCAUGUGGACCCUAGUAAAUUCGACGCAGUUAAGAAUUGGAGACGACCCGAAACGCCAACCGAGAUUCGCCAGUUUCUUGGUUUGGCGGGUUACUAUAGACGGUUUAUUGAAGGUUUCUCAAAAAUUGGCCAACCUUUGACCUUGUUGACACAACGGGAAAGGAGGUUUGAAUGGGGUAAUAAACAAGAACGGUCCUUCCAAUUGCUUAAAGACAAAUUAUGUGAUGCACCAAUCUUGACUUUGCCCAAUGGACCCGAUGAUUUUGUUGUGUAUUGUGAUGCAUUCGGGCAAAGCUUGGGUGUGUUUUGA